Messenger RNA from Effrenium voratum, 1446 nucleotides. The record is from the annotation of a GenBank genome assembly. NCBI's taxonomy places the organism in Eukaryota, Dinophyceae, Suessiales, Symbiodiniaceae.
GGGAGCCUUGUGCUAUACAGAAUGUCUGCUAUGGCCCUGGCGAUCUUGCUCCUGCGCGCUGCUGCAGCAGUGCCCUGGGAAGACUUGGACCUCGGCCGCCCCGAGAAAAUGCACGGUGGGCCACACCUGCGCAAUGGAGGUGGAGCGGGGCUCGCGUCGUGUGAGGCGCCGGCAGAGCCUGAGACGGUGCUGCGGCACGCGUGGGCCAAAGUGGUAGAUGAGAUGCUCACCAGUGAGGAGGGCUCCGAUGAGAUUGCCAACACCGCGCGGCGGCAGUAUAAGAAGCUGAGGUGGAUGAGCGCGGGGCCGCAGGGCGUGGGGGUGUUUGACAGCGGCGUGGGCGGCCUCACGGUGUACCGGAAGCUGCGCGAGCGGUUUCCCUUGGUGGAUGUGACUUAUUUGGCAGACUCACAGCGAGCACCAUAUGGGCCUCAGCCGCCCAAGGAUGUUGCAGACUACUCGCGGGAGAUCAUCACGCUGCUCCAAAACAGGACCAGGCUCACAUUGAUUGCCUGCAACACCGCUUCAGUGGCGGCCAUCGCGUUCCAUGUCCCAGGGGAGGAGGCCUUCCACCAGCACCCGGUACUGCCCAUCGCGGCGCCCUACGGCAGCUUCUUCCGAGUGCUGGGCGGCUCCGGCUGCCGCCGGGUGGGGCUCUUCGCCACCGACGCCACCUGCAGAUCCGGGGCCUACCAGCGCCAGGUGUUGAGCGCGCCAGGGUUCCACCUCGUGGCCAACAGCAAGCCGAGUGACUUCCCGCUGCAAGCCAACACCACGGAUUGCAUCGGCUGCGCUGAAUGUGUGGCGGCUGUGCAAAGAGAAGGUCCCUUUAGUUUGCCGGACACCUGGGCAGCACAGACGGAAGCCAUGCUGCGCAAGAAGUUUGUCGAUUACUUGGAUCAGGACGGCAAGCCGAAGAUCGACUACUUGAUCUUUGGCUGCACACACUUCCCCACUUUGGAGCCUUUGAUCCGGAAGAUCUUUGGCCCCUCCGUCCUGCUGGUGGACCCAGCAGACUACCAGGUCGAGCUUGCGUCUCGCUUUCACCUGCACAACAGCAGCGGGUCCGCAGUCUUCACAGUGAGCGGAGUGGAGCUCAGUGAAAAGCUUUCCUCUUUUCGCCAAGCUGCGACCGUCAUUUUCCAGUCUUUCCUGCAAAUGGCGAAUGGCAUUUGGCAGGUCAUCAGCUUUGUUUGAGCGCCUCUGCCAAUCAAUUGGAUGACUAGCUCCUCGAUUUGCAGUUGUUUUAGAUCAGAGCUAUUGCUUUGACAGGCUUGAACACCCUCGCAUUCCUUUGUGUGAGGCAAAUUCGUGGCCGAAAGGGGCCUCCUCUUGCCUGCCAGCUCACGGCAGCCUUGCAGAUUUCCUUCUUGCAACAGCCACGAAGGGGUAUGGUGCUGUGACAGACACUUCGCCUUCUGUCCACUCCGCCAGAUGAACGGAGUG